UUAAUCAUAUGCUCUAUCUGGUUCUUAUGAACUUGUAUAAUUAAGCCCAACAACUUGAUGAUGAGUUGAAGAGAAGGAAAAAGAAGGUGGGAACAGAGGAUCUUUGGAGUGGAAAAUCGAUUAAGAGUUGUUGUUUUCUUUAUUUAGUUGGUUUAAAUCGAGUUUGGUUUGUGAUAUGAAUUUUGUGUGUUUUUGGGUUGUUCUUCAAGAGGAUCUGUUUUAAGCUUUGGGUUUCUGUUCUUUAUUCUUUAGAGGAGGAGGUAAAUGGCUAGAAGUAAUGAAGUCAACCUCAAUGAAUGCAAGAUGGUGGUUCCCCUAAAUACGUGGGUCCUCAUCUCCAAUUUUAAGUUGGCUUACAAUCUUCUUCGUCGACCUGAUGGCACUUUCAAUCGUCACUUGGCAGAGUUUCUCGAUCGAAAAGUCCCGGCUAACGCCAACCCGGUCGAUGGGGUUUUCUCGUUUGAUGUCCUCAUCGAUCGUGGUACGAGUCUCCUCAGCCGGAUCUAUAGACCGGCUACAGCUGAAGAGCCUCAGCCGAACGUUGCUGAACUUGAGAAGCCUGUUACAGCUGAGGUUGUCCCUGUUAUUAUUUUCUUUCAUGGUGGAAGCUUUGCUCAUUCCUCGGCUAACAGCGCCAUCUACGACACUCUGUGUCGGCGAUUGGUAGGUCUUUGUAAGGCUGUUGUGCUAUCUGUGAAUUAUCGACGUGCACCGGAGAAUAGAUACCCUUGUGCUUAUGAUGAUGGGUGGACUGCUCUUAAGUGGGUUAACUCAAGACCAUGGCUUCAAAGUCAAAAAGAUUCAAAGGUUCAUAUAUAUCUAGCUGGAGAUAGCUCUGGUGGUAACAUUGUGCACCAUGUUGCUUUGCGAGCCAUGGAAUCGGGAACACAUGUAUUGGGAAACAUAUUGCUCAAUCCAAUGUUUGGGGGACAAGAAAGAACCGAAUCCGAACAGCGUUUAGAUGGGAAAUACUUUGUUACCCUACGAGACCGAGACUGGUAUUGGAGAGCUUACCUCCCUGAAGGUGAAGACAGAGACCAUCAUGCAUGUAACCCGUUUGGACCUAACGGUAGAAGUCUUGAAGGAAUCAAAUUCCCGAAGAGUCUUGUCGUGGUUGCCGGUUUGGACCUUAUUCAGGAUUGGCAAUUGGCUUAUGUUGAAGGGCUCAAAAAAGCCGACCAAGAGGUUAAACUUUUAUAUAUGGAACAGGCCACGAUCGGCUUUUACUUGUUGCCGAAUAACAACCACUUCCAUACCGUUAUGGAUGAGAUAAGCAAGUUUGUAGGUUCUGAUUGUUAAUAGAAUUAACCUU
Molecule: messenger RNA, 1312 nt
Organism: Hibiscus syriacus
Lineage: Eukaryota; Viridiplantae; Streptophyta; Magnoliopsida; Malvales; Malvaceae
Product: gibberellin receptor GID1C-like
Exons: 2
Coding region: 265-1299 (344 amino acids)
Biological process (GO): raffinose family oligosaccharide biosynthetic process; positive regulation of gibberellic acid mediated signaling pathway; floral organ morphogenesis
Cellular component (GO): nucleus; cytoplasm
Molecular function (GO): gibberellin binding; hydrolase activity
Source: RefSeq, a predicted model, not a curated record